AUGAAUCGUAUAUUAUAUCUUGUCUUUCCUUAUAUUUUGUUCCUCAUUUUAUUGAGAACGAAUGCUUAUAAAAAUCCUCGUUUUAGUUCUCUUAGUACUAAUUCUGAAAAAAGCAUUUCGGAAGAUUUGAACAAAUUAUAUAAAAUAAACGAAGAGUUAGUUACAAAUGAAAGAGAAGAUGAGGAUGAAGACGAAGAUGAUCAAGACGAGUUACAAAAUUCAAAUUUUGAAGACAUCGCACACAAAAGUCUAGAAAAUGCUGAAGAAGAAGCAACUGUUGAUCUAGAAAACGCAGAAAUAGAAAAUCUUCUGGACGAAGAAAUAUAUAGAAUUGUACAAGAAAGAUUAAAAAAAUUAUGGUAUAUUGGAAAGUGUAGAAGAGAUUAUACAAAUAUAUGUCCUAUAGAUUGGAAUGUAUCUGCUUAUGACAAGAAUCUUUGUAUUCCACCUGAGAAAUACGAAGGAGAAUGUAGAUCUAUAGAUUUCUCUAAGAGUACCAAUUUAGAUAAAGAGCUUUUUUCAUGGAAAUGUGAGGUUGAAUGGCCUUGUAUUAGUGCACCUAAAUUAAAAAUUAUGGAUAAAUGCCCUUUUCGCUGGACAUACAUUGACAAUAAUUUGUGUAUAGCACCAGAGGAUUAUAUAGGGCAUUGCUCUCCUGCUAUGGAUUUCUCAAAUUAUAAUUACGAAAUGAGGAUUAGAUGGGCUAAUGAAUGCAAUGUCGAAUGGGAUACAUUACCUACAUCAGAAUAUAUACCUCUAAGGCAUAAAAAAAUAAGAAACAAUGUAUUAGGGGGUCCAGUAGAAGAAAGUGGAAACGUCACGAAUAUUACAAAUAAAAAUUAA
Messenger RNA from Plasmodium adleri (nom. inval.), 843 nucleotides. Its product is annotated as CPW-WPC family protein. NCBI's taxonomy places the organism in Eukaryota, Apicomplexa, Aconoidasida, Haemosporida, Plasmodiidae. The record is from RefSeq and is a predicted model, not a curated record. The transcript is spliced from 10 exons. The coding region runs from base 1 to 843 and encodes 280 amino acids.